AUGGUAGAAAAUAAAUCAUUAAGAUUCAUUGUUGAUGAAGCUCACUGCAUUGAUAUGUGGGGACAAAACGGUCGACCAUCUUAUGCUAAGCUAGGGAAUUUAAAGCAGUUUGGUAGACCAAUUGCUGCCAUUUACAAGAACUGCAAGAAUCUAACAAAACAGAGGAUUGUGAAAAAUUUAGGGUUGGUUGAUCGAGGCUGUGGUUCAUCAAUCAAAAUGUAA
This is a messenger RNA of Paramuricea clavata, 222 nucleotides long. NCBI's taxonomy places the organism in Eukaryota, Metazoa, Cnidaria, Anthozoa, Malacalcyonacea, Plexauridae. The record is from the annotation of a GenBank genome assembly.